Molecule: messenger RNA, 515 nt
Organism: Spirometra erinaceieuropaei
Lineage: Eukaryota; Metazoa; Platyhelminthes; Cestoda; Diphyllobothriidea; Diphyllobothriidae
Source: the annotation of a GenBank genome assembly
AUGGUCCUCGGGCUCUUCGCGCCUUUGUCAGGAUACCUCCGGACAGGUGUCUUUAGAUCGUUUGUUUACAGCUUCUUGCGCAACACCCAAUGGAUUGGUAGUGUUCCUUCGUACAGACUUCUCUCAAAUGAAUCGCAAUCACAUUCGAAGGUUAUUUACCAUAAUAUUCUUAUUGUUUUGCUUUAUCUGCAGAGCGCACAUACGUUUGACGGGCAUAUUCCCCUUGGUUUGUUCUUAUGUCAUAGAUAAUUUUAAGAGGAAAUUGAGAUUUCUUAUUCAAACGCAAGUGGUCCUGGCGGUCAACACGUCAACAAAGGUAUACAGUUCUUAAAAAUCUACCCUUGCAGCAAAGACGAAGGUGGAAAUACGAUUCCAUGUUGCUUCUGCCUCAUGGAUUCCUGAAGUCCUUAAGCCUGUUAUUUUGGAAAAAGAAUCAAACCGCAUAUCCAAGGACGGAUUUCUUAUCAUACAAUCCGAUAAAACGAGACAACAACUGCUUAAUCAGGCCGAUUGCC